AUGCCCUCCAACAAUGCUGCCUGGCUAGUCGCCCCAAAGACGUCACCACUCCAAGUCAAGGAAGCCCCCCUCACUGAGCCAACCCAAGGCCAUAUCCUCGUCAAAAACUCAGCCGUGGCGAUUAACCCCGUCGACAUCGCCAACCAAUACGUCGGUAUUUUCAUCCAACCAUCGCAAUACCCCGUUAUUCUCGGCGAAGAUGUCGCGGGUACCGUUGAAGCCGUAGGCCCUGAUGUCACCGCCUUCAAGCCCGGUGAUAGAGUUCUGGGAUAUGCGACGUCGCUUGCUACCAAGGAUAAUGCGCACGGCGCGUUCCAGGAGUAUACCGUUAUUCGUGCUGAGUGCGCUUCCAAGAUUCCGGAGGGCUUGUCUUUUGAACAAGCUGCCGUUUUGCCACUUUCGCUUGCUACGGCUGCUUGGUCGCUUUUUGGCGAUUCGACGCUGAAGAUGAGAUAUCCUAGUCUUAACCCAACGCCUACCGGGGAGACUGUUCUCAUCUGGGGAGGUUCAUCUAGUGUUGGCGGCUCAGCAGUUCAGCUUGCUAAAGCGGCUGGCUACGAAGUCAUCACGACUGCGUCUGCUAAAAACCACGAGUACGUCAAGAGUCUUGGAGCAGACCACGUCUUCGAAUACAAGUCUCCCCAAGUCACCAAAGACAUCGCCUCUCUCCUCACCGGAAAGAGACUCGCAGGUGCAUUUGACGCCAGCGGUUCAGAAGACGGCAUGAACAGCGCAAGUCAAUCAAUUGUUCACGCCGAUGGUCUGCGCAAACUUAUCUGCGUUCGAUCUCCUUCUUCUGAAGUCGCGGGCGUCGAGGCCAAGACUGUUCUCUCGAUUAGUAUUAUCAACACCCCUGUUGCCAAGGCUGUUUUCGCGGAUUAUGUACCCGCUGCUUUGGAGCAGGAUAAGUUCAAGGCUGUCCCGGAAGCGGAGGUCGUUGGAAAGGGCUUAGAGUCGGUUCAGUUGGGUAUCAACACCCUGGCCAAGGGCGUCUCGGCUAAGAAGAUCGUUCCUCAAAAUUUGCGCUAUCAUCACGCCAUAGACUUCUGGAUCAUCCAUUCAUUCAUCAUAGUGAAAACUGGUACAAUGGCUGAAACUGAAAAGAAGGAAACAAUUGCCCUCAUCGGCUUGGGCACAAUUGGUCUCUCAUUUGCCGCACUGCAUCUACGUUAUUCAAACGCCAACCUCAGACUAUACGACGUCCGCAGUGAUUUGAAGGAACAUAUCGAAAGUCUCUUACCAGUCUAUCUCACAUCAACAAAGAAGAAUGACUCUCAGUCUGACAUCACAGUCAAGGACCUCGUUGCUGACGGCCGACUGCUGAUAUGCUCUUCAAUCGAAGAAGUUUGCUCAGGCGCAACAAUCGUCCAAGAACAGGGACCCGAUAGUGUUGAUUUCAAAAAGUCCAACUGGGCUGAGGUCAUUAAAUACGCACCUUCAGACGCUCACUUAUGGAGCUCUACGUCGGGGAUUAGUGCAUCGAGACAGGUGGAGGACAUUGAGGAUAAGGCCAGGGUCCUCGUGGUUCAUCCUUUCAAUCCAAAUCUCGGCUCUGGUCAUCGCCCUGUCAGAAUCAACAAAGAAACCCAAGGGUUUGUCGGAAAUCGUCUAGCUUUUGCCUUAUUCCGUGAAGCUUGUCAUUUAGCCUCAAACGACGUUGUCUCAGUUGAAGAUCUCGACACUAUCGUUGAGGCCAGUAUAGCGCCGCGCUGGGCAGUAGCUGGACCAUUUAAGACGUAUAACAGCGCUGGCGGAACCGGGGGAAUCGGUGCAUUUCUACAUAAUUUGGCUGAUACUAUGGAGGCGUGCUGGGAUGACGCAGGUGAUAUUAGUCUCAAGGGAACGUCUGCGACUGAACACAGUCCACGAACUGAUGAUGAUGGGGAUUGGACGGAUAAAAUCACGAAGGAAACAGAAGAGGCCUAUGGACGACCAACGGCAGAGUCACUGGCAGAGCGUGAUCGGAACUUGCAGAAGGUCAUCGCAGCUCAACCAAAGGGAGCUUGA
Fusarium redolens is the source of this 2007-nucleotide messenger RNA. RefSeq lists its product as uncharacterized. NCBI's taxonomy places the organism in Eukaryota, Fungi, Ascomycota, Sordariomycetes, Hypocreales, Nectriaceae. The record is from RefSeq and is a predicted model, not a curated record. The coding region runs from base 1 to 2007 and encodes 668 amino acids. Gene Ontology annotation, biological process: fatty acid metabolic process. Gene Ontology annotation, molecular function: NAD+ binding; oxidoreductase activity, acting on NAD(P)H; oxidoreductase activity, acting on the CH-OH group of donors, NAD or NADP as acceptor. The transcript is spliced from 3 exons.